This is a messenger RNA of Petromyzon marinus (sea lamprey), 5439 nucleotides long. RefSeq names its product metabotropic glycine receptor-like. NCBI's taxonomy places the organism in Eukaryota, Metazoa, Chordata, Hyperoartia, Petromyzontiformes, Petromyzontidae. The record is from RefSeq and is a predicted model, not a curated record.
GUGGCGUAGUGUGGUUGGCAUGGGCCUCAGUGCAAGGUUAUGAAAUGGGGCUCCCUAUCCAAUCCCCUCCCCCCCCACCUCUUCAUAGUGCAGUGUAUGGGCACAUCUGGCCCAUGGGCCCAGUGCAGCUUCACCGCCUGUACACUCGAUAGCCACGCUGCUGACAGAUUGAGCAGCAAUGUUACACGUGGCACCCCGGCCAUCACAGCCACUAUAACCCGCCACACACACUUAAUGAGAUAAAUGCUUGUUAAUCGUGAUCACUACCAUGUGUUAUAAAGCAUGGGGCCAUGGUGUAAUUGUUCGCCCACUGGACUUGCAAAGCAGAGGUCGCGCAGUUUGAUUUGAUGUCCUGGCGCAGCAGUUGAAACGUGGUGCAAGUUUCUGAAAUGCCCCCGCCUGAGUGAACCCGAAUAGUAUAAAUAGGAACACCAAAGUUGGUCGACUGGCAGGCGCGUGCGGUGGGGUAAAGUGCGGGUACUCCAGUCUCUUACAAAACGUCUGCUCAGCGCGGAAGAGUUCGCCAAACUACCGUUCUGAAUGUGCUCUCUGGAGCUUCUUCCAGAAGGGGUCCUUCUGCCAGCAGUGGCAAAAGGCAAAACACUUGCAGGGUUGCACCCUUGACCCGCCAGGUAUUAUGAUAUUGUGCUCACGCUGAGGUCUGUCUCGCCAGGACGGGAGAGCCCAUGGAAAAGAUCCCAAGGGGAGGAGGAGGAGGAGGAGGAGGCAUGCAACACUACUCAGCCAUCUGUGCUGCAAAGGGCACUGCUCGCUUUCCAGUUUGCCAGCCUGCUGCUCUGCGCGGUGUCCCUGGGACUUCUCUACCGUGUCCGAAACAACGCGAUGAUUAAUUCCGUUGGUUGGAUGAAUCUGGAAACAAUGCUACUGGGAUCCAUUUUUAUUUAUUUCUCGGUCCUAUACAUGCACCUGGUGCCAAACGCUUGGUGCGGGUCGGCACUGAUCCACUGGGUGCGUUUUUUUGGGUUCCUCGCUCUGUAUGGGCCUGCCGUGCUCCACCUGUGCAGGCUGGUGGUAGCAGAUUCCACGGAAAAAUGGUGUACUCCUGCGCCAGGCUGCUAUGAACUUGGAACCCUUGCCUCGCUUAGUCUACUGUUCUGGCUGUCAGCAUCAGUACGGAAAGAAAGCCCGUCGAUUGAGGUCAGGCAAAUCUUCAACGUGCAAUGCCCGCCAGGCUUCGUCAAUCACAUUAUAUCCGGUGUGGAGCUCGCCUGUCUGGUGUGGGGCUUGCGUGUGUGCCACACCGUCUGCAAGGCCACGUCGCCCCCAUGCCAAGCCUGGAACAUCACGGCUGCCCUUGUCAAUGAAGCGGCGUGCUCGUUCCUAUUCCAUAUGUUCUGGCGUUUGUUGGCUCCCGCCCUUCACCCAGAUUGGAUGAUUUUAAUUGCCUUCUUUUACGAGCACGUCACAGUCACGAUCAACUUGGGGCUCCUGCUGAUCCCUAAGUUUGUUGGUGUGGAGCUCCUGCUACCAGACACUGCAGUGGCAUGUCAGUUGGAGAGAAAUAAUGAUGUCGGACCUUCUGCAGUCAUCGCAAGGGUAGAAACUAAAGCUGCUCACGUCAACUACGUCCAGAGGGUGAGCUCUUGUGCUGGAUUUGUCAUGCACGAUUGUGCACGGCAGUGCAGUGUCACAUUCACCUUGAUGGAAUUAACUGCCCAUAUAACCAGUGCAGCUUUGUGCGUGUGGUAUAACCGUCAUUUUUUACAGAUCUUCGCAAAUCAGACCAAUUUCACGUACAUUCGUUUACUUCGAGAGCACAGUAAAGGGUGUUUAAUACUUAAAGCAGCUUGCACUUUAAAUUUGUCCAGUAAUCUAAUUGUGUAUGAUGGUGUAACGGUCAUUUUUUCUAGAUGUUCACAUAUCAGCCGAUACCUCAGUCCCCAUUGAGUCAGAUAUGUGACAUUGACAAUACCUCUCCCCACUAAUUAUUGGCCUACUCUUCCACUCUGGCCGAACAAUUUGGAAGAUAUAUGAGUUUACCCCCACUGCACACGAAUGGCUAUAGGGAUCACUUGAACCCAUUAUGAAAAUAAAAAAAACACAAUCACUGACACAUUUGAUUUAAUGUCUUCGGUUAAGAAUCAAUAUUAACCAUUAAAGCUCUAAUACUUAAAUCCGCACAUGCAUAUCAUGGGAAGUGGGUAACUGGAAAUAUGCAAAAGGAGUCAACAUAAAAAUCAUAGUUCGGAUUUUCCAUGCAAGAAGCCAUGCUCCCAAUUAAAGUGAUGCUUCAGCAAAUGUGUAAGUAGUGCAAUAAAUGGUGAUAAAUUUAGUUAAACCCGCUACAAACAACACAGAUAUGUCAUGUGCGAUAAAUUCGAAAGCAUUUCACCGUGCGUGGAAUUGUGACGAAUGUGACAUUCUCAGGCCCAUCUAGAGUACCUCAAGCCACCGAGGGCGCUGGCAAAUGGGAGUGUACUGAGCACGCCCAAGAACCGCCACCUUCGAAGAGGCCGCACAAUUUUCCGGCGUCUCACAAGAUGCGCUGAUGGGACACCGCGUUCGUUCACCCGGGAGAGCGCUGGUCGUGAGCGAUGUUCAUCGGCGACUUCUCACAUUCACACGGCCCCCUUACUCACGUCAAAUAAGAAUCCUGUCAUGGAAACUCCAAAAAAAAAGAUUGAACCUUGCAAGAGGUUCUCCUUUCUAGGGUCACGUGUCAGCACAAAUCAUGAGCUGCCAGAGCUGAACGGGGAAAAGUUGUUUUCCGGAUCGGAAAACAAAAUUUGUAACACAGGUUGGUUUAUUCCGGUACCCAAGGAUGUGCCAUCGCGUGCAUUGCAGGGAAGUCCUCCUGUCUGUCGCACUGCUACAAGUCACAGCUUAUCACAAGAGCCCUCUUUGUGUCAUUAUUUUAAGCCAAUUAUAAAGCAGAAGUCCCUUAGUUUAAUGGACUGUGCCCAGGAAAAGGCAUCGACAGAUCAUAAAAAGGCAAGCAUGGAUAUUGGGAGUAGAGGUGUAGGACCAAAUUACUUUGAGGGACCACAGAGAGGCACCACUUCGAACCAGUGGAAGACAUCUAGCCUGCCAAAGCUGAACAAACGCUGCUGGAAAAAAGAGCACAAAUAUUCGUUUGAAAAUAGCACCGCUUGUGAACCUGUGACCUCUUAUGAAAUGAAGCAGAACUCGUGUCGUGCAGUUUGCAACCGUGAAGAGAUCUGUCCCUGGGAAUUUCAAGAGUUACCUUCUUCUAAAAGUGCAAUGAGCAAAAAGACUCCUGUGAAGAUUAACCUAUCCAUAGGUUCCACAAAGCUGAGCAGCUUGGAUGGAUUCCAGUUUGCAGGGAAGUUAUUCAAAGCCAUGAGGCCAAAGAAUGCUGAAGGUCAACCUAACUCUCCUGGUGAGGCUGGAGGAAGUAAGAGCUGGCCCACAUCAGAGCCGCAGAGUGGCUCGUCAUCUCCAGCUGGGAGAAGAGAUUUGAAGCCAUUUGGGGGUGAGAUUACUGCACAGAUGGAAGAAACAACCCCUGCAAGUGGCCCCACGGAGGCUUCUCGAUUUUAUACACAUGAUGGGGCUGAACACCCUAUUCAAGAUGCAGAAACAAAUAACCUGUUAAAAUUGGACACGUUGCAAACACGGGACACGGAAUUAAAAAAAUAUUGUACAUCUGCAUCAAAAAGAAGCGCAGAGACUGCGACAAACGCUGGUUCAAGUUGGAAAUUACCAAACACGGUAUUUUAUUUACAAGAGCCACAUUUGGAGGAAAUGGUUGAAAUAUUUCCAUGGAAUUUAGAGAAUGUACAAGCAGAAAUAAACAAAAAUGAGUCACCUGACUGGAAGCACACUGAAACUAAAGUUGGCAUUAAAUUAGAAACAGGAGAUACAAAAAACAAAGUCCCCUGUAGCCAUGACCAUGUGGAGGAGGCUAAUCUGAAUGAAAGAUGUGCCUGGGAAAUGGACAGUGAUCAAGAAUUAACAAACAAGCUAUCACAUGCCUGCAAAAUGGAAUGUUUUGAUGUAACAGCGGACUGUAUAUCAAAGCAGAGGCCCUUGGGAUGGCCCGUAGGGUCUGAUGGAAAACAUGAGCUAGUGAACAACACUGAUGUCUACCCAUCUGGAGUUGACCUUACACUGACAGAAAAUGCAGGCGUAUCAAUGAGUGAGACAAUGAUGGCAAACCAAUCUGCAUUUGGAAAUGACCCAUCACAACAAACUGGUUCGGAGAUUUCACUGCGGCAACAUGUGGACACGCAUUUUGGGAAGAAGGAAAUAGAGGACAUCUCCCUAGUUAGCAUAAAAGAUAAUAUUCAAAUACAUGCAGAGGAUGUGUCUUCAUCAGAGCCAAUGGCUAGAGUUUCCCCUCCAUCUGGUCAUUCAUCAAAGACAGUAACAUUCAGAGAUCCACCUGCCUUAACACCACCUUGUGAGAAAAAAAAGUCUGAUAAGUGUGAUGUAAAAUGCUACGGAGUUACCAUCAGAGACUUUGUUUCUUCAGGCAGAAAAAAGAGAUAAUUGCACACGUGUUGCUUCGUCUGGCAAUCACGUUGAUCAUCAGUCUGUGUCUAUACCACUGCUGGAUGAAGGUACCUCCAUGCCAUUGCCAUCCCUCGUGGUGCUGCUAGUGGGUAGGGAAGGAUAAACGAAUGAUCUAGUCAGGAAAUCCAGAGAUUGCAUCAAAUGUUAACCAUAAUGUGUAAGAAAAUAAUGAAGACAAAAUAAAACAGAACAAGAGGAUCCGAAGUAUUCUGCAUUCAAAAUAUGCCUCGAAGUUUUAGUUUUGGUGUAUUCAUAUUAAGUAUGUUUUACAGCACUAUUUUCAACAAUGUAAUGAAGUCUGGAUAAUGCCAGGUGAUACGUAUGUUGGUAUGACCAAAACAUGUGCAAAUUGUAAUCACGUAUUGUGUUCUAUACCUAUGUAUGUGCUUAUAAUGGAGUUGUUUGUUAAUAGUAUAUUAAAAAGAAAAUAGCAUUGUAUACUGGGUUUCCAACUAUAAUUAAAAGCAAUAACUCGGUUCAUUCAAUUGAAAGUGUGUUCAUAGAACUUGAUCAGUUGCCAAAACAGUAUUGUCUCACUCUUUCCUGCAGUCACGAAAGCUUCGAAUCUAGUAUUGUGUCUCUUUCACCACCCACAACUGGCACUCUGUGGUUGAUGGUGAGUAAUGCAUUUUUAUAACUAUAAUUGAUUGAUCGUAACUGUAUGUAAAUUGAUAGUAAUUCGUCACGUGUAGCUUAUUUUGAGCUAAAAUAUAUUCAUUACAUGUAGGUCCCAACAUUUUUUUUGGAAAAACACAAUGGACGUAUCAAGGUCCAGAGAGAAAAAUGUGGGGAAGGGUCCCUGAGUCUAGCUUAAGCCCCCCCCCAUGCUCGUCCUGGUAAGACCUGGACGUAUUCAUUUUAUCCAGACCAUAAGUAGAAUACUCUUUGGUUCUUUCCCAAAGAGUAUGGAUCCCUGUAGUCACGAAAACUUCAAAUAUAGAU